Corapipo altera (White-ruffed manakin) is the source of this 2856-nucleotide messenger RNA. It is a transcript of the gene RNF168, whose product is annotated as ring finger protein 168. Gene Ontology annotation, cellular component: nucleus; site of double-strand break. Gene Ontology annotation, biological process: double-strand break repair; protein ubiquitination. Bases 508 to 2343 code for a protein of 611 amino acids. The transcript is spliced from 8 exons. NCBI's taxonomy places the organism in Eukaryota, Metazoa, Chordata, Aves, Passeriformes, Pipridae. Gene Ontology annotation, molecular function: ubiquitin-protein transferase activity; nucleosome binding. The record is from RefSeq and is a predicted model, not a curated record.
GUCGCAUCGCCACAGGGAAUCCCACCUCCGCACUCAGAACCCGCGGGCUCCACCUCCCAGCAGGCUCGGCGGCGGAGGAGGUGAAGAAGAAGAAGAAGGAGGAGGAGCCGGCUCCCUCAGCAGGACGGCGGGAAGGGCUCCGUGAGGGGCGGGGCGCGGCCGCCAUUGCGGGGCCUGUCGCGGAGCCGCAGGAGGCCAAGUGGAAAAAUCCCUGUGAGGAGCCAGAUGAUCCCCAUUGUUUCAAGUCAUACAAGAAGGUGCUGAAGUCUUAAUUCUUCAUUUAUCAUAGGAAAAAAGUAUUUUUGCUUUUUGGUCUCAGCUUGUGCAAGCAAAUGAACGAGAAAGAAGCUGCUCUGCCCUGAUGAUGUAUUUCACCUUCAGAAUGUGCUGGAAGCAAGUCUGUGCCAAAAGCAGCUUUUGAAGGACAUGGAUGUACUGAAAAAUUGAGCAAAUGGAAGGUUAAGGUCCUGAUGUUGUCCUAGUCUUGUUCCUCUACCCCGAGUCAGUAUGUCAACGAAAUCCAAGGCCCCACUUUCCUUGUCUGACUGCCUCUGCCAAAUUUGCAUGGAGAUCUUCGUGGAGCCCGUCACGCUGCCGUGCAGCCAUACCCUCUGUAAUUCCUGCUUCCAGCUGACAGUGGAAAAGGCCAGCCUUUCUUGCCCUUUUUGUCGGCGUCGAGUCUCUUCCUGGGCACGGUACAAUGCCCGCAGAAAUACUCUUGUUAACUGGGAGCUCUGGGAGAAGAUUCAGAAGAAUUACCCGGAGGAGUGCGAGAGGAGGAUUAACGGGCAGGAUUUGGACGAGGAAAUCUGUGUCCCCAAACCACAGCACCAGCUGAGCAAGCCUGGGGAGCUGAGGCAGGAAUAUGAAGCAGAGAUUAGCAAGGUGGAGGCCGAGAGGCGAGCGCACGAACAGGAGGAGAACAAAGCAAGCGAGGAAUUCAUCCAGAGGCUGCUGGCAGAGGAGGAGGAGGAGAACAGGUUGGCAGAGCAGAGGCGGAGGGAGAUGGAGAAACAGCUGAAGCAAGAUGAAGAGCUGGCCUGGCAGCUCAGUAACAGCCUGAAUGAGGAUUCUGAGGGACACGUGCUCGGCAGCCCGUCACCAGCGCACAGCCUCUCGCCUCAAACGUCCCCAGCACACUUGUGCAAGGCAAAGAACAAACCAAGCAACACUGGAGACAUUCAGAAGUACCUAUCUCCGAAGCACCAUGGUACGUUGGGACCAGCAUUGUUCUGCAGUACCACAGGAAGAAGCAGGAGCAGCUCUGGCUCAGUGGAGACCAAGAGCAAUGAAGGCAGCUGUUCUGCAUUGCAGGAUGAGCAAGAAAAAAUGCCGACCCUGUCUCCACAGCUGACCAGCGUAAAUAAAGAUUCUGAUGCUAAGGAUUCGUUUUUGGAAUCAUGCAUGAACUAUUUCAGUGCCUCAGCUUCAGGUGAAACCACUACUGUCAACCAGGAAAAAACACCAGGACCAAAUUGUUUAGGAGAUGGAGUUCCAGGUGCACUUCAUGAAGCCACAGAAGGGGAAGGGUCUGGAACAGCUCUUUGUAGAUCCAAAGGAAUAGAUGAUGAAAUCGAGACAAACAGUGGCAGUUUAACACGUGUAGAAAGCAUAAACAGUGAAAACUCUCCUCAGACUUGUACCUCUGUUCAGUCAGGGAUGAAUUCCAUGAUGUGUGACAGGCAGAGUGCAGGAUGUGGCCUGGGGAAGGUGGCUGCACACUCAGAUGAAAAGGAACCAGAGGGGCUGCAGAACACUAAGGAGACUCCCAAAAGGAAGCUGCUGGAGGCCCCAGCUGAUGCCGUGACUGACUCAGGGGUGCUUGACAAGAGGAGAAGAACCUGUUCAGAAAGUGUGGAAGACGAAGGGGUGCAGAUUAAUGACUUCAGCUUGCAAACACAAAGAGCCUUUGAGCAGGAGUUCUAUGAAAGGCGUAGGCAGGAGGAGCAGGACAGGCUCCUGGCUCUGCAGCUGCAAAAGGAGCUGGACAAGGAGGAAAGGACACUCAACCGGCAGAAGGGUUCUCCAGACGAGUACCUGCUUCGCACCAAACCACCUCAGUCUCUGAAAGACUCUGCUGCUAAAAAGGGAAGUUCCAAGGUGGCCAGAGACUCAAAGGGAUCAAAAAAACAGGCUGAAACCAAUCACUACAAGGCUCGGAAAGGUUCCUGCAAUGAAAACUGGCAGUCGCCUACCAAGGUCCGGGUGAAAUCCCCCGGCAUCAAGGAGGGAAAGGUUUUGAAUUGUGUGGUCAAUACCAGUGACAAAAACGAUAUUUGCUCACUGCCCAAGAACAAGCAAAAGACGAUCCUGCAGAUGUUCAAAAGCCCUGUUGCAGAGUAGAUCAGCAGAGCCACGGCCGCGUGGCAGACUGGGAAUGGGAACCGUGGGGAUGUUCUCCCGCGUUAGGCAAAGCUUCCUUGGGCAGUUCCGAGUUGUUGGUUUGGAGGGGAAUCCAAACCAACAACUUUGGGCAGCGGUGUUGCGAGUUCUGAGUUUUUUAGCAGUGUACGUCUUCCCCCCCAGACUUGAGCAUUUCUUGAUUGCUCUUUUCCUGAGUGUUAUUUUCUAGCACUCGCAGCACUUCUUGCAGGACUCACGGCAUUUCUCGUUCGCUAGCGCUUGGGUUUACGUGGUUUGGAAUGUGAGUACCAGUAGUGUUCAAAAGCAGGGAUACUUUAAAAUGAGAAUCCAAAGUCUUUUACGGGAAGGAUGCACAUUCCGUGGAGGAAGCAAGCAAAGAACGAGUCUGUAUUCCCAGCUGGCUGCCAGCUGCGAGGCUCAACCCUCAGCACAACCACUGCUCUGUGAAUUGAAGCAUGUCACUGAAAUUUUGGCUGUUUCUGGAAUUGCAGC